AUGGAGGGCGUGAAAAAGUUCACUGGCAGGGAGCUAGAGCAAGCAACCAACAAGUUCCACCGUGAAAACUCUCUCGGUAGAGGCGGCUUCGGCACAGGCUACAAGGGUCAAAUCGAUGGCCAACCAGUUCUUGUGAUGAAGCUCAACCCGGACACUAGCCGGCAGGCAGGCGAGCGUUUUCUCCGCGAAGUGACAGUUCUUACACGCGCCGACCACCGCCACAUUGUGAGGCUCAUAGGCUACAAUGCUGAGGCGCGCUGUAUCGUGUACGAGGCACUCCCUGGCGGCAAUCUCGAGGACAGGUUGGCGACUGAGGCUGGGCGCAAGUCUUUGAGGCAAAAAGACCGCCUCCGCAUUGCAGCUGAGGUGGCGGAGGCGCUAGUGUUCCUGCACCGCCUGGACUACCCCAUCCUGCACCAGGACGUGAAGCCCGCCAAUGUUAUGCUGGACGACGAUCUCAUUAGCAAACUCGGAGGAGUGGGUCUGGCGAAGUUCCUACCAGUCAAUGACUCGUCGAUUUGGGGCACUGUGGGAUAUAUUGACCCCCUGCUACUGCGGACAGGCAAGUAUGGCCCUCAGUCGGAUGUCUAUGGGCUUGGGUUGGUGGUGCUGCAGUUGUUGACGGGAGAGAAGGUGAACAAGGUGCUGGAAUACGCCAAGUUCGGGCUGGAAGGAGUGCUGGAGCACCUUGACAAGGAAGUCACAUGGAACGAUAAGAUCGUUCGUGAUGUUGCUGAGCUGGCGUUGAGGUGCCGUGACAAGGCGAACCGGCCUGACCUGGAGUCGGUGGUGCUGCCAGCACUGCAGAUCCUGGCCAAGGACACGGCCCUUGAUCUGGAUCAAGAUGGGGCGCCGCCUCCCAGGCAAGCAGCAGGAGGCUCGGGUGCAAGGGGGGGAGGAGGGAGAGGAGGACAUGCGGGAGGGAGAGGGGCAGGGCGUGGGGCAGGGGAGGAUGCACACAAGGCGACACAGGCCAGCGCAGCAAAGAAGUCAACGUCCAUGUUGAUAGCAAAUAGGGUAGUUGGGCAGAAGCUGGACCGCUUUGUUGCCAGCAGUAACUGUGUAAUGGGGGCAUUCAAUGUGGCAAGCGGAAUAAGUGUUUGCUGCUGA
Closterium sp. NIES-65 is the source of this 1110-nucleotide messenger RNA. Lineage: Eukaryota; Viridiplantae; Streptophyta; Zygnematophyceae; Desmidiales; Closteriaceae. The record is from the annotation of a GenBank genome assembly.